UCGCAUUGUACCCUGUCUUCCGCCCAAAUGCCCCCGUUUGUGUGCUAACGUGUGGUGCAUAUUUCUGCUGGUACAGUGAUGGACAGGAGAGCCAUGGACGAGAGUUUCAUCACGGAUACCAGUAGCAGCGUAGGAGAUCCAGAGGUCUCGGUCGGUGCUCCAUUGAUGGCAGCACAAGCCAGACGCAUGAUGCCCUUGCAGACGAAGAGCUUGAGAGAUUACGAGGAGCAUUUAAUCAAGCUUGAAAGAGAGAACCUUCAUCUUCGCCUGAGGCAUUUCUACAUGCAGCAGCAGAAGGAUCCUGAAGCCAGUGCUGGCACUGCUGAAUUUGAGGCUUUUAAAAGUGAAAUGCUCGGUGACGUUGAUAGACUUACCAAGGAGAUUGGAGAAAGAAAUGCCCUUCUUCAGAAGACUUGGCUGACUGUUGAACAGCAACAUGAUGCCAUCGAGCAGCUGAAACAGGAGAAGGCUGAUCUGGAAAAAGAACUUCACAAAUUUCAAUCAAAAACAAGUUUUGCUGAGGCCGUUCAUGACGACAAUGUGAAAAUGGCAAACAAUGUCUCCCAAGUUCAAAGGCAGAACAAACACCUUGAAAGUGAAGUCAAAGCUUUGAAGAUACGCCUGCAGGAGCUGGAGAAUGUGGAGGCGCCGUCCAUGAGACACCAGCUGGACAAGAAGAUCCUGGCGCUGAAGAACCUCUCAACGGUUGUCACCAGGCAGGAAGACGUCAUUGAGGCCCUGCGCUCGCAGCAGGCGCUCCUGUCGUCCGUCGAACCCAUGACCGAGGCCUUCCUGCAGCGCAUUGAGGAUGCGCUGGCCUCCAAGGACAUCCAGGGCGCACUCCUUGCCAAGGACAAGUUCAGGCGAGACCUCGGCAACGUUGUCAGCAAGCAUCACACUUCCCAGCAGGACAUAUCGGCUGAAUUUUCUCAUUCCGAGAGCUCGCUAAAGAAGCAGGUUUGGCACCUUGAAGCAGAGCUUGAGGCAAAGGAAACCACAAUUGAGGGUCUCAGAGGUGAAAUGCUGCUGCUUAGCUCGAACCUCGAAUCCUGCCAAGAGAGGUGUCGUGACCUUGAAAGCGAAAUUGAGAGGUCGUCGCAGAUGCACAUGAGGAUCUGCACCGAGAAGGACAAGCUCUUAGAGUCUGUGCAGUUUAGAGUGCAAGAACUCGAGAAUAGUGCUCAGGAAGCACUAACCCUGAAGAGCCACCUGACAGCUCUGGAGAGGGAAUGCACAUCAUUGCAAGCUGCUGUCCAGGCUAAGUCAAACUUCAUUCAGGAACUGCUGUCUGAGAGGAACGCGGCCGCAUUGGAGACAGAAAGGUCGUUCCAGGACCUUCUCCGCUCGCUGAAGCAGAAGGAUGACCUUGUCGACCAACUGCAGACGAAAUUGACCUGUGUCACGGAGAAAGCAGCAGUGCAGGUUUCUGAACGGAUUGGCACCCACGAAGCAUCUGGGAGCAACUUGAUAGACCUUUCACUACAGGGAACUGCAGGUGCCGGAGAGAAUGCCACGCAGGAAACGACUGCGGAGAAAUUUCUGAGCCCGCUCAAAAGUCCGACGAAUGCUGAAGAUGGGCUUUCUGACAAUCUGGCGACUGAACUCGACGAGCUGUGCUCUAUUAUCCGUGACCUGGGCCGACAAGCGGGCUUAUUUUUGGAGCUGAGCACCGUUAACGGCGAGCAGUCGGGCAUUGCGAAGGCCCUAAAGGAUGCCCUUAAAGACGCCCGUGACAGGGGCCUUCGUGUUGCAUUACUGCCAACACGGCACGAAGUAAACGACAAAGAAAACGGCACCCCAGCUGAUUGUGAACCGUCUUCCAAGACCCAAUCGGAGCCGAGGGACAUGCUCGUACUCUCAACCCUCGGUGAAAAGCUGAAACAAGUUUGCAAUCUCUUCGCCAUAGAAAAAACCCUUCCAGAGUCUGGUCGCGAUUGGAGUGCCAAGGACGUCAUGGACCAUGUCGAGCUUAUUCUGGAGAAGGCGAAGCAAUGGACUGCGGACUCUGGCAAUGCAUCUUUCGAUCUCCGCAAGAGCCACGAGGUUUCGCUCCAGGAGAGCAUGGAAAAGCUGCGGGGGGUGGUGCGCUGGCUCCAGGACGAGAGCUCACGCAAUCACUCCGACAUUGCGAGCUUCCAAGAGGCGGUGUUGUCGGACCUCAAUCCGGCGCUGGAAUGCAUCGCGGUGCUCCGUGACGAAGUGGACACUCUGUGCGCCUCAUGGAGAGCUCAGGACGGCAGCGGGAAGCGCUGCUCAAGCGUCGACGAACUCGUGUAUGCCGUCAACUUGUCGGGGAGACUGGUGCCUGUCGAGUCAUCCCUGGAGACAACGCGGCACGGGGAGAAGAGCUCGAAGGAUGUGUCGCAGCAGACCAGCGAUGCUGAUGUGGACAUUGAAACCCUCAAGAGUGACCUUAGCAAGUCCAGGGCACAGGUAAAGUUCCUGCAGAAAGCACUGAAAGACUCAUUUUCUGUGAAGAUCACGGAGUCCCCCACGAGCCCCGGUGGCCAUCCCCUGAUUGAGAUCGACCAGAACCGGCCCUUGCCCAAUUCUCCUUUGUGCCUCAGCCCCAGGAAGUCGGGCUCCUCCGCUAACCGCCAUUGGCGCAAGCAGCUCACCAACCAGAAGAUGUCCGAGUUUGGGCUCUCGGAAAACGUGUUUGAGCUUCAGGAGGAGAUCUUCUUCUUGGUCCUGAGGAUUGAGGACCUUGAGAAGCAGCUCAAGGAACGCCCUGAGGUCGUUGGCAGCAACCAGGAGCCGACCCAGGACGGUUCCCUGGGCCCCGAGCAGCUCGGGGACAAGCGGCACGUGGCGCUUGAGGCCCAGCUGCGCGACAUGCAGGAGAUGUCGGCGGUGCUGCUCUGCCGCCUGGAGGAGCUGGCAGCAUUCCUGGAACAGUUGCUGACCUACGACGGGUCGGGGCCCCUCGGCUCGGUUACGCUAUCCGCCGACGUGGUGGCCAAGAUGCGCCAGCUCAUCGCAGACAGCAAGGACUUUUCCCUGUCCGUGUCGCAGAGCAUCCUAGGGUCCGACACCGGAAGUGUCUUGAGUGAGCAUCACACGAGGAGCUCCCUGCAGAGAGGAAUGCACUCGGUUCUGUCUUCUGGAGAUUCCAAAGGCCCCAAAGGAGAAAAAGAUGGCAGCAGCUCGUCUGGUUCUCGGAAGCUGGACCCCAAGACCAUUCCGCCUUGUCCCGAGGACAUUGCCUUCAUGGAGGAUGAGGUCAACAUGCUGAGGGAGCAGGUGCAGCUACAGCAGCGCGAGAUAUCGGCCCUUACCCACCGCCUGGAAGAACGUCAGUCCCGGGAAGGCCCCGCCACCCCGGUCGCCACCGUCACCACAGGACGUUCCAAGCGGCCUGCCCCGUCGGCCCGGACGGAGUCUCACAAGCUCGAGAAGCUCCUCCGCAGAGUCCACCACUGCAACGGCAAGCUCGAGGAUUCUCUCGUGCUCCACAGAGAGCUCUGUCACAAGAUGCUCGCUGGACCCACCGGAGAAAAGGAGUCCCCUGACCAGCCACAGCCUUCGGCAGAGCUGCUGGACACGCACAUCCAAACAAUGAGGAAGCUUCAGUUCAAGCUAGAGGAGAUGGUCAUCAACAAUGAGCUGCUCCUGGAAAUCCUCACUGAACAUCUGGCUUCCGGGAGCAUGAUCACCACAGAUUCAAAGAUGUCGGCUCCAUCAAGCGGCAACACGCAGGCAAGCGCUGCCGAAAGACUGGAGCAGUACAAGAAGGAGCUCGAGUGCAAAGAGCGGAGACAGGAGAUUCUGAAGCGGGCCAUUCUUCGCGAACAAAACUCUAAGCUCCAGCUUGAGAAAGAACUGUCAGAGUGUCAGAAGGAACUGCAAUCGCUCCACGAGGCACACACCUCGCUCAAGGAGGACUACAAGGAAGUCCUCAGGAAGACCUCGGACACCGGACAACGGGAAGCUCGCCAGCGGAACCUCAGACCCCAGAAGGACGCAAAGACCUCCAGGGCCGGCAAACUGGAAGCUCUGGGCUCAAGUUUUGAGAAGAGCGACAACAGCGAAUUCGUCAGCGGCUCACGGAAGCCCGACGGUGGGCGACACUCUCAAGGGGUUGCCAGACUAAGCCAGGAGUUGGCGUCACUCCGGGAAGAAGUGGCCAACCUGCAAGAGGAGAAAGCCGUGCUGACCCAGAAGCUGGAAACGACGCAGAAGGAGCACGAGAUCCUCCUCGAGUCAUCCAGCAACAAGAUCUCCGAGCUCGUGACGAAGCUUGGCCCGCUGUCGACGCAGAACAAGAUCCAGCAGGAAGAGAUCAGGAGUGCGCGAGAGCUGAACGACAACCUUGCCGAGGAAAACGGGAAGCUUCAGUGCGACCUUGAUGCCGCAUUCUCCAAGUUGGAUGCGCUAGACCGGGAGCUGGAGUCCCUGCAGCGGGAGAACAGGGACUUGAGGGAAUGCGUGCUCACUUCGAGGUCCCAAGAGAACAUGCUGAAGGAAAAGCUGGAGAAGAUCGGGGAGGAGUUCCAGGCACUGAAGAAGACGUCGGAGGAACGCGCUCGGAAAGGCGACGUCCUGGAGAGAGAAAAAGACGAACUCGCCACUGAGCUGUCCAAGUUGACGGCGCACCUGGAGUCCUACGAGUCCGAGAAACAGCUCUUGUACGAAGAGAAACAGAGGCUCAUUCUCGAAGUGAGUGCAGAGAAGGAUCAAGUGGAGCGCAUCUCUAACGAGCUGCAGCGCUGCGAGCAGGAGCGCGACACUCUCCGGACGCAUGGGAGCGAGCUGGAAGAGCAGUUGCAUGCUUCAACGGAGAAGUUGCAGGAAGCGGAGCAGAUGGCUUCGGAGUUGAAGGAGGAGCUGGGGGCCACAAAGGGAAAACUGGAGAGCAUGGAUGUCCGGUGUGGCCAGCUGGAAGAGGAGCUGAGCAGCUCCAAGGAGGCGCAGAGGCAGCUGCUCUGGAAGAGCGACGAGUUGCAGAGGGCCCUCGAUGCAGUUGGGAGGGAAGUCCAGCAGAACAAGAGCUUUGCCAGGGCCAGCCUUGACAGGAAACACGUCAUGGCGUUCAGGGAGCUUGAGGAUCAGAACAGGAGCUUACAAGGCGCCGUUAUGGAGCUCAAGUCGAAGCUGGACAAGGCUUUCCACGACAACAAGUGUCUGAGGCUUGAGCUGAGAGUCAACGAACAAUUUCAGCCUAGGAGCAGCCCUGGCACUCCGAGCGACCAUCGCUGCGGAGCGUCUCGCUCUGUGGAGAACCACGGUCAAGCCGGCCUCGGCAGCAGCAGCUGCGGCGCGUCCCCGCCGCGCCUGAGCCCCCGCCAGCCGAGUCUCGACUGCGGCCGGCAGCUUCAGGCAGGCCUCUAUCACGCGAGGUCUCACCACACCUCCCCAGACCUGGGCAUCGACUCCGACCCGACGCCGGAGCACGACGUGGCCGCAAACGACUCCGCCGGAGCGCUGGCGGAGCACUGGCAGCACCGCAUGGGUCCCAGCUGGACGCUGUCGUCAGUCAACUCCGCUCCGGACGCCAUGGGCGGCAGCUGCCAGCUGUGCCAGCAAGGAAAGGACAGCGCCGCCUCCUGGAAGCAGAAGGCGUCUGCCACCUAUGCUGGGGAGCAGCUGGAGCAGACUUCUUUCGGCGGUAACUCCCCGUCCAAGAACGUGUUCCCGGGGCCGCAGUCUUCCCGCUCCUCGCCGAGCAUGCCGCUCUGCGCCAUCGUGCAGCUGGUUGACCACGAGCUGCUCAAGAAACGCGUGGACGAGAGCAUCUGCCUCAUCCGCAGGGUCGAGGUCAUCAUCCACCAGGCGCUCGACGCACUCGCCGACUUCGCAUCCGACUGCACCGAGCCGCCAGAGUGCAAGGGGCUGCUCCAGGACGCUGACCGUGGCUGCCACAGCAUCAAGGUGUGCCUGGUGGACAGCUUCAAGCUCAUCUGCAGCUUCACCAUCUCCCACGUGCCAGACUGCAGGGAGGACCACUGCUCCCACGAGAAGCAGCUCAAGUUGGAGCUGAACAAGCUUCAGGAGAAACAUUCCCAGCAGAGUAUUGAACUUCAGAAUGCUCUCGAACAAAUUUCUUCUUUCAAGGAGAAAAGGGAAGGCAUGGAGAGAGCCAUUAGCCGUCAACUGAGCAAGACCAAGAUGGUACUCAAGCAGACGAAGGGGAACCUCAAUGUCCUGCGUACAAGAGAUACCAAGCACGAAAAGAAGUGAUUGUGACAUGUACAUUUGUAGCAUGUAAAUAAUCACCUUCUUGCAAAGGGCAGAGGUUUUAGGAUUGGUUAGCCACACAUGUCAUACGUUAUCUUUUGUGGAAUGAAGCAGUGGCAUAGCUAGGCCAUCCGGCACCCCCACCCCUCCCUUCAGUCUCCGAGAUCGCAACCAACCAGUAAAACGGGGGGGGGGGGGGGGUGCCAGAUGCUGCCAGAAGUGGCACCCCCCCUUAUUUGACUGCGACGCCUGGCAGCCAGGGCCCCCCGGCUGCUACGCCACUGGAAUGAAGUUUAGACAUGCUCAUUAUCGCCGUUUUAUGUUUUAACUUGGCAUGGCUAGUGGAGGUUGAAGUGCUUUUAGCAUAUUAUGUAUGAAGAGUAUUGUUUUGUUAUGAAGGUUUAGCAGUUUGUCAUUGGCUGGUGCAUUUCUCAACAAUUCAUUCUGCAGUUACUGUGCACAAGUGAAUGCAAAUUUGUACAUUUGCAUUUUUAGUUUACUUGACGGCUUGUUUGAAAGAGCUCCCCAAUUUUUGUUUGGCCACUCAGUUAAUAAUGCCUUUAAUCAAUAGGAAUCUGAGACUGUAGAAAUGCUUGCCACAAAGCCUGUGGGAUUUUCCUUGUUGCCAGGGUGCCCACAAGCUUACCUAUAUAUGUUUGCAACAGUGGCUUGGAAACUAAUGUGAACUUGUAAUGUGUACAGGCUGUAGUGCACAUUCUCCUGUAGCAGCACCACACCAUAACAUUCCUUGGACAGAUUUUUGAACCCCUUAAAGUAUGCAUGAAGCUUUACUAAGAAAUGAGAGAACCUUUUCUAUUUGGUUAUAACUCAAAUACAGUAAAACCUCGUUAUAACAAAGUUGAAGGAGCGGUCGUAAUUAUUUCGUUAUAACCAUUAGUUUGUUAUAGCCAAUGUCCAUUUCUUCCCACUAUUAGCAAGCAAGGGGAAUUAUGAUUGCUUUGUUAUAUCCAUUAGUUUGUUAUAUCCCGUUUUGUUAUAACGAGGUUUUACUGUAUUGCCAAAUUAUUCUGUAUAAUUUCUUAACCAUAAUUUCAGUCAUCA
Ixodes scapularis (black-legged tick) is the source of this 7239-nucleotide messenger RNA. Its product is annotated as golgin subfamily B member 1. The transcript has 28 exons. NCBI's taxonomy places the organism in Eukaryota, Metazoa, Arthropoda, Arachnida, Ixodida, Ixodidae. The coding region runs from base 79 to 6180 and encodes 2033 amino acids. The record is from RefSeq and is a predicted model, not a curated record.